AUGGCACCGGUUCUGCUAGCUUGGGUUUGGUUGUUCAUUCCCGGAUUUAAUUUUGCUACUGAAGAAGUGGAUCUGAUAGCAAGUAUCAUCGACGAAUAUUACACCCAGCGACAGGUACCUCUGCUGAUACAAGGUGAGAACCAAGACGUAGUUGAUGGAGUGAUUGGCCGGCUGAGGUUCUCUAGACUGAUUCAAAUCAACUCCAACCUUAUCGGGUACCAAUCCUGGAAAUACGUGGUGACGUUCAUCGAAAGCUACUCCAACUUCCAGCGAAUCGCAGAACUCUACUCCUCGCAGCAAUUCAACCACUUCGGCUAUUACACAGUCAUCUACCGAAACGUUUCGGAGUCGGAAAUCCAACUCACAUUCCGCUCAUUCUGGCAACUGCAAAUCACCAAAGCAGUGCUCAUCGUAUCCAACGAUGACAACUCCCCAUUACUCUACAGCUACACCCCUUACUCGAGAAACAAAUGCGGAACUCCGACGAUCCAUAGUUUUGAACUCCCCAACCGGACUACUCCACUAUUCCAGGCUCACUUCACCGACUUUCACGAGUGUCCACUCCGCUUCGGAACGUUCGAAUCGCUUCCCUUCAUCCACUUCACACCAACGUCAACGGGCGACGAUCGCCGAACCGCCGUAGCUGGAUUCGAGGGUGAGCUCGUCAGCACGAUCGCCGGCAAGCUAAGUUUCCGAAUCGAUGCCGUCGUACCGUCGGACGGCAUCCAGUGGGGGGUUGCUCGACGCAACGGAAGCACCGGUUUGAUGAAGAUCCUCCAGGACGGAACGGUACACUUUGGAGCCGGCUGCCUAGGAUUGUCUGCCGAUCGGAACGAGAUUCUUCAACCCGGCACAUCACACUACGCUUCGCGUGUGGUGUUUGCUGUUCCGGAUGGCCAUCCGUAUUCGGCCUUCGAGAAGCUAUUUCGACCUUACGAGCGGAGCUCGUGGAUCGCCAUUGGAAUCACCGUAUGCGUAGCUGGUGCUACCAUCCUCUUGCUCAGUUUAGCCCCCCGAACGGUUCGCCAAUUUAUCUACGGUACUGACAAUCAAGUUCCGUUUUACAACACCAUCAGCAUUUUCUUCAUCGGAAGCGUCCAUCGAACGCCAAGGCGUAACUUCGCCCGAACCCUACUGAUCCUGUGGAUGAUAUUCUGUCUGGAAAUUCGAACCGUCUAUCAGGGUUUACUGUUCAAGUAUCUGCGCAGCGAUUCGAACCACGAACCCGUCGAUACCCUUGCGGGUAUCGAACGUUCCGAACUGUACUACCACAUGCUUCAGAUCUCCGAGCGGUUCUUCCAGAACAACACUCGAGUACUCAGCCGGGUCCGGCACAUCCCGCAAGGGAACGACAGUCUCAAUGCAGCAAUGGAUGCAAUCGCCAUCCGGCGAUUGGCUGACGGUGUCGUAAUGGUCACUACGGAGCACAUUGCCUUCCACAACAAGCACCGGCUGGAUAAGGGAUUCCUGCGGAGCACCCGAGACUACGUCGUCUCUCUGCCGAUAGUGAUCUACUAUCCGAAGCGAUCCUUUCUGGUACCGGAGUUCAAUCGAGUUAUCGGACAGGUUCAAACCGCAGGUUUGAUGAGCUACUGGGUUCGCCAGUAUGGGAACUACGAUUUUUUCCCGAAGGAAACCCGAGACCAACUGCGACCGGUUCCGUUGAACAUCGAACAACUGAGCGGAUGCUAUCAGGUUUGUGCCGUUCUUUGGAUGGUGUGUUGCGGAGUAUUUUUGCUGGAACUUUGGUCACGGAAAUGGCACCGUCUACGGAUCGUUUUGGAUUUUCUUGCCCAUCAAUAG
Messenger RNA from Sabethes cyaneus, 1803 nucleotides. RefSeq lists its product as uncharacterized. The coding region runs from base 1 to 1803 and encodes 600 amino acids. NCBI's taxonomy places the organism in Eukaryota, Metazoa, Arthropoda, Insecta, Diptera, Culicidae. The record is from RefSeq and is a predicted model, not a curated record. The transcript has a single exon.